AUGCCCCACUUUCCGGGCUGCCGCGCGGCUCUGAGCGCGGGCGCUUCGGGCGGGGGCGGGGGCCGGUGUCAAGCACUGCCAGUGGUGGCCGACGACUGCUUGAAGGGGAGACCCCGAAGUGGGUCCCGAGGCGAGACAGGCGGGACCAGACAGAGCCCUGCGCACCUCCGUCGAAAGGGCAGCGCGCGGCGGCCCAGGAGGCAGGGCCCGCCCAGCGCCACCUUCGAGGAGGAGGAGGGCUGGAAGGGGCGGCCGCCGAAACAGCCAGCAGUAGCAAGCAGGAAGCUUCGGGGCGCUCACCGAGAAGCAGGAAGGGCGGCCGCCGAGCGCCACCGGGAGACCAGGAAGGGCUCCGCGAGCCCCGCGAACAACCGACGUGGCAUGGAGGGCGUCAGUGCAAGCGGCCCAGGCAUGGCGAACGACCGGGUGAAGAACCUCCAGAAUGAGGUGGAAGGUGUGAAGAACAUCAUGACGCAGAAUGUGGAGCGGAUCUUGGCCCGGGGGGAGAAUCUCGACCACCUGCGGAACAAGACGGAAGACCUGGAAGCAACGUCAGAAAACUUCAAGACCACCUCUCAGAAGGUGGCCCGCAAGUACUGGUGGAAGAACGUCAAGAUGAUCGCCAUCAUCUGCGUCAUCGUCACGAUCAUCGUCGUCCUGAUCAUCCUCUUUGCUACUGGCGUCAUCUGAACGUGGGUCUCCCUCCUGCUGCUGGACGUUCUCUGCCCUCCCCACCUUGUGUCCUGUGCCACCUCCUCUCACUGUUGCUGGAAUCUCUAACCGAACCACAAGAUGCUUGGCCGAGUCCUGUGGCCGGAGGACCCCUGGUCCCCGACUGUGUGGAGGGAGACCCAGCUGCCCUCCCCAGCGCAGGCCGAGGAGAACCUCUGCUCCUUGCACUCCAUCCCCCCCCCUUCCAAGCCCUUUGGGGCCCAGGGCUGCCAAGAGCCACCCCCCGGGGCUUCUGCUCCCAUGGCUGAGCUAGCGGCUGCUGGGGCCCCUCCCUUCUGCCCCCCACCCCUCUCUUGCCAACCAGUCACGGCCUUCUAGGCAAGGUGGCCCAGCGGCCUCCUCCAGAGGUGGCAGGCUCCUUGCCCACAUGCUUGGCAUCGCUGCCCAGGAGGAAUCCUAGUUGCUGGUUGGCCAGACAGGCGCUGGGCGUUGCAUCCCAUGGCAGGAGGCCUGCGUGUAGACCCAAUACCCUCAAUUCAGUGGGGAAGCUCUGUGUAUGGCGGCGGGUGGGGAAGGUGGGGGUGUUGCCUUUAAGAGUGAGAGGGCAUUAACGGCACGUCUCUUCUCGUCUCCCAUGAACUCUUUGGGGAAGGAGAUGGCUUUGCUUUUCAAAAAUUGAAGUGGGGGAGGGGGUGGGGGGUCAUACACUCCAAGUUUCUGUUUCCUUCCUAGUUGUAGAGUGAGCUCUCGGAGUCUUGAUCUCAAGAAGCCUGAAAGGCAGGGGUCCUUGUGACUCGCAGGGUCAAGCGCUCGCUCGCUCGCUCACUCUCAGAUGUGGCCAGUGCCUGCUCUGCACCCUCAGCAAAACCCUCCAUUUCCCUCGGGUUUGGGGUGGCUCAGCUUAGACCGUUGCUUUUCCUGAUCUAGUGCCUCCGAUUCUCGAGGGGCCUCUACCCCUGCCGGGUGGGUGUCUCUCUGCUUCAAUGCAGAAUUGCUACCUGUAAUCAUGAGUGUAUUUAUAAGUCAUUGGCUAAUACAGAGAUCUGUCGAGGAGGAA
Messenger RNA from Hemicordylus capensis (graceful crag lizard), 1729 nucleotides. It is a transcript of the gene VAMP8, whose product is annotated as vesicle associated membrane protein 8. The record is from RefSeq and is a predicted model, not a curated record. NCBI's taxonomy places the organism in Eukaryota, Metazoa, Chordata, Lepidosauria, Squamata, Cordylidae. The coding region runs from base 1 to 690 and encodes 229 amino acids. Gene Ontology annotation, molecular function: SNAP receptor activity; syntaxin binding. Gene Ontology annotation, cellular component: SNARE complex; plasma membrane. The transcript is spliced from 4 exons. Gene Ontology annotation, biological process: SNARE complex assembly; vesicle-mediated transport; vesicle fusion.